Staurois parvus is the source of this 439-nucleotide messenger RNA. Lineage: Eukaryota; Metazoa; Chordata; Amphibia; Anura; Ranidae. The record is from the annotation of a GenBank genome assembly.
UGGCGAUCGCUGGUGCGCUGUGUCCCUCGGACACAGUGGAUCACGGAAAGAGCCGAAGAUGUCGGCUCGGUCAUGUGAUCAGCUGUGUCCAAUCACAGCUGAUCACAUAAGUGCCACCUGUCAGUGCUCAUCAGUGCCACGUGCCAGUGCCCCAUCAACGCCACAUAUCAGUGCAUACCAGUGCACAUCAAUGCCACAUAUCAGUGCCCAUCUGAGCUGCCUUUCAGUGUCACCCAUCAGUGCCAGUCAGUGCCACCUAUCAAAGCCAAUCAGUGCCACCUAUCAGUGCUGCCAAUCAGUGCCACCUAUCAGUACCAGUCAGUGUCGCCUAUCAGUGUGCAUCAGUGCCAGUCAGUGCCGCCUAUCAGUGCCAGUCAGUGCCGCCUAUCAGUGCCGCCUAUGUGUCAUGUAUCAGUGCUGCCUUUCAGUGCCCAUCAGU